CUACAAUUGGACUAGCCAGAAACAGUCUAAAUAGCUAUCGCUGCCGUCAAUCGACACACGUGCGGUCGAAUCAACAAAAAGUUGUUGUUCGUUUGAUGGCUGAUUUUAACAAGUAUUGCCAAGAGGCGGCCGCCGAGGAGCUGCCCGACUCGGAGGAGGAAGAAGACAUCGGGGAUGGGGACACCUGUAGCGCUCAAGAUCUGGCCGCCCAGUUUCAGCUGCAGUACAGGCCGAAAGACGAAGCCAGCGUGUCCUUGCAGCGGGAGUAUGUGCUUAGCCUGUCCGCCGACCAAGGAUUUACGCGUGUGGCCGCCGGAUUGUCCAGUUCCGCCGUGCAUAUCUACAAUCUGGAUGCGGGAGCUGGCACGUUGUCCAACUUCAGUUUCCUGCCGCCCUCGGAAGGUCAGAAGGUGACAACCUGUGGCGUCCGCUUUCUCGAUGAGGGACCACACAACAUACUGGUGGGCACUACCGAUGGCUAUGUGCGGCUCUACGAUCUGCGGCUGAAGGGCGAACAGGCGCGCUUCAGUUACACCCAGCAUCCUGAGGUAGCUCCGGUGCCCAAGUCAAUCUCCUGCUUCGACAGAAACGCCAACGGGCGGAUCAUCUGCUGCGGCACCAACCAGUUUCACAGCAAUGUGUUCCUUCUGUUCUACGACGUCCGAGAGCGCCGGCAGAUGGGCGUCUACUGCGACAGCCACGAGGACGACAUCACCUCGGUGCGGUUCCAUGCCCAGAACCCGGAUCUGCUGAGCACCGGCAGUGUGGACGGGCUGAUCAACGUGUUCGACGUCAAGGAGCCGGACGAGGAGGAGGCCCUGCUCAACACCUUCAACACGGAGAGCAGCGUGGCCCGUCUGCAGUGGCACAGGAAUGUGUACGACAAGGACGUCGUAUCCUGCAUCACAACCACGUGCGAUUUCAAGAGCUACGAGAGCGAGGAGGGCGACGAGCUGGCCUCCUUCGAAAGGCCCGCCAUUACGACGGCCAUAGCGCGCAAGAACGUGGCCAACUUGAACGUGAUCGGUGCCCACAACCAGGAGGACGGAGGAGUCUUUCUGCUCGCGGGCACGAACUACAACAAGGGGGAGAUCAUGCGCUCCGUGAGCGUCACCUCCAAAAAUACCCUGCAGCCGCUUGCAAACUUUCAGGGAAAUAAGCAGAUCGUAAGGGACAGUCUGUUCGACGCCAAACGAGGAUUACUGGUAACGGGAGGGGAAUGCGGCAUCGUUACGGUUUGGACACAGCACUCGGAAGGAAGUGCCAUCGCCGGUGACAAGCUGAAGGUCAAGAAGGAGAAGAAGUCGCGCAAGCAGGCGCCAUAUUAAAUGUUUUGUUUUAAAUAAAGGUUCAAUGACAAAAAAUUGUGUUUUGAUUAGAAACAAAACUUCGCUGUUACAGAACUUACAUG
This is a messenger RNA of Drosophila ficusphila, 1411 nucleotides long. Its product is annotated as WD repeat-containing protein 89. The record is from RefSeq and is a predicted model, not a curated record. The transcript has 3 exons. The coding region runs from base 96 to 1328 and encodes 410 amino acids. Gene Ontology annotation, molecular function: protein binding. NCBI's taxonomy places the organism in Eukaryota, Metazoa, Arthropoda, Insecta, Diptera, Drosophilidae.